CCGCAGAACUCUCUCCAUUCUUCGCCGUCGCAAUGGCCUUUCUCCUCCGCCCCUUCCCGGCGGCGUUUGCCCUCUGCACCAAAUCUUGUUUUAGAACAUCCUUCCCACUUCUGCGCACCACUUACCGCUGCGCCACUUGUAUAUCUCCCAUAUUCCUUCGGAAACGCGUGUUUUCGAUUUCCGCUUCGGCCGAAACUAUUGGCGUUCCAACUGCCGGAGAGCUUCUUUCUUCCUCCACUGCCUCUCGUGCAAAUGCAACUUCCCUUGAAUGGGUGAACAGGACAAAUUUCUGUGGAGAAUUGACUGAAUUGGAUGUUGGAAAGCAGGUGCGACUCUGCGGGUGGGUGGCGCUCCACCGUGUCCACGGCGGUCUCACUUUUCUCAGCCUCCGAGACCAUACUGGAAUUGUUCAGAUUACCACGCUGCCAGACGAGUUUCCUGAGGCUCAUUCUGUUGUGAACGACUUGAGGAUUGAAUAUGUAAUCGCAGUGGAAGGCCAAGUUAGAUGGCGUCCUGAGGAGUCAAUUAAUAAGAAAAUGAAGACAGGCUUCAUAGAGGUUACUGCAAAACAAGUCCAUAUAUUGAAUGUAGUGAAAUCUAAGUUGCCAUUUUUGGUUACUUCUGCUGAAGAUGCAAAAGAUUCAACUAAAGAGGAAAUCAGACUAAGGUAUCGAUGUCUUGACUUGCGGCGUCCUCUUAUGACCUCCAAUAUUAUGUUGCGCCAUAGAGUGAUGAAACUCAUUCGAAGAUAUCUUGAAGACACGCAUGGUUUUGUGGAGAUUGAGACUCCGAUUCUAUCUAGGUCUACACCUGAAGGUGCAAGGGAUUAUUUAGUGCCAUCAAGGAUUCAGCCUGGAUCAUUUUAUGCCUUGCCACAAAGCCCACAACUCUUCAAGCAGAUGCUAAUGGUCUCUGGCUUUGAUAAAUACUAUCAAAUAGCAAGGUGUUUUAGAGAUGAAGAUCUAAGAGCCGACAGGCAACCUGAAUUUACCCAGCUGGACAUGGAAAUGGCAUUCACUCCUCUGGAGGACAUACUAAAGCUCAAUGAAGAUUUGAUUAGAAAAGUUUUCCUAGAAAUCAAAGGAGUCGAACUCCCACUUCCUUUUCCAAGGCUCACAUAUACUGAAGCUAUGGGACGAUAUGGGACAGACAGACCAGAUACACGCUUUGGUCUCGAAUUGAAAGAUGUGUCCGAUGUUUUCACGAAUUCUUCGUUCAAGGUUUUUUCUGAUGCCUUGUCUAAUGGCAACAUUAUUAAAGCAAUAUGUGUUCCCAGCGGAGCCAAAAACUAUUCCAAUAGUGCUCUUAAAAAGGGUGACAUUUACAACGAAGCAAUUAAAUCUGGAGCAAAGGGCUUGCCUUUCUUAAAGGUCUCAGAAGAUGGCAGCCUUGAAGGGAUUCCUGCUCUAGCUUCCAGUUUGGAUGCUGCUGACCAAGACCAUUUAAAGAAACAACUGUCUGCUAGUUCGGGUGAUCUCAUACUGUUUGCAGUAGGUAAUCAUGCCUCUGUUAGUAAAACCUUAGACCGGCUGCGGCAGUAUGUUGCACAUGAUUUGGGCUUGAUUGAUCCUUCAGGGCACUCCAUCCUUUGGGUCACUGAUUUUCCAAUGUUUGAAUGGAAUGAAUCUGAAGGAAGGCUUGAGGCUUUGCAUCAUCCUUUCACGGCUCCCAAUCCUGAGGAUAAGGAUGACCUUGCUUCUGCCCGUGCCUUAGCAUAUGACAUGGUUUACAAUGGAGUCGAGAUCGGUGGAGGAAGCUUGAGAAUAUACAAGCGAGAGGUUCAAGAAAAGGUUUUGGAAAUAGUCAACAUUUCCCCUGAACAGGCCGAAGCUAAGUUUGGUUAUCUUUUGGAGGCUCUGGACAUGGGUGCUCCCCCACAUGGAGGGAUAGCAUAUGGGUUGGAUAGACUGGUGAUGCUAUUGGCAGGGGCGAAUUCAAUAAGGGAUGUAAUCGCUUUCCCAAAGACGACCACGGCACAGUGUGCUCUCACGCGUGCCCCCUCAAAGGUGGAUCCGCUGCAGCUGCAGGAUCUGUCGAUUCAGUCAACCUAGCUAGCUCGAUUUGUUAAGACAGACAUACAUGUCAACCUAACCGAACCUAACCUGGUGAUGGAAUGCGAGUGAGUGAUCAAAGAUGAAGAGGGAUGGAUGGAUUUCCUUCAAAGUUAAAAUAUGGUGCGUUGCUUUAAUUUAUCUACAUCUGUAUGUUGCUACUUACACUUUAUUAUUAUUAUCGUCGUCAUCCAUGGUAAAUGGUAAUGGACUCUCUUUAUUUAUUUAUUUUAAAAAAUAUAUUUUUUUGUAGCUUGAGUUUUUCUAAAUAAGAUUUGAUAGAACAUUGGUGAAGGAGCUACAUUAUAUAUAUAUAUAUAUACACACACUGUUUAAUACAUUGUAAUUAUUGACUCC
Messenger RNA from Andrographis paniculata, 2408 nucleotides. Its product is annotated as aspartate--tRNA ligase, chloroplastic/mitochondrial. Gene Ontology annotation, cellular component: cytoplasm. Gene Ontology annotation, biological process: aspartyl-tRNA aminoacylation. The transcript has 15 exons. Bases 33 to 2051 code for a protein of 672 amino acids. The record is from RefSeq and is a predicted model, not a curated record. Lineage: Eukaryota; Viridiplantae; Streptophyta; Magnoliopsida; Lamiales; Acanthaceae. Gene Ontology annotation, molecular function: ATP binding; nucleic acid binding; aspartate-tRNA ligase activity.